AUGGCGACGAAGCGUCCUCGCUUGGACGCAGAAGACGACCCAGGACCAAACUCGCAAAGACAAAGCGACGACGUCAAGAUGUGGCUGCACGACGCGCAGCAAACGCUGACAAAGACGUAA
Phytophthora nicotianae INRA-310 is the source of this 120-nucleotide messenger RNA. RefSeq lists its product as hypothetical. Bases 1 to 120 code for a protein of 39 amino acids. NCBI's taxonomy places the organism in Eukaryota, Oomycota, Peronosporomycetes, Peronosporales, Peronosporaceae. The record is from RefSeq and is a predicted model, not a curated record. The transcript has 2 exons.